UCCGCCAUGACCAAGGCGACUCCAUUUUGACGACGGGCAGACUUGGCCUCCUGGCAAGGCCUGGGCAGGAAGAAAUUCUGUUUAUUAUAUCUUUCAAAGAGGACAGACUUCCCUACACCCCUGGCCUUCUCCGCACCAGAAAUGGCCACUGUGCUCUGUAACAGAGCCAGGCUGGUCACCUACCUCCCAGGAUUUUACUCUUUGGUCAGAAGGAUUGCAAAUCCCAAAUCUUUUUCUACCGCUGGAUCAUCAGGUUCAGAUGAGUCUCAUGUAGCCACUGCACCUCCUGACAUAUGUUCGAGAACCGUAUGGCCUGAUGAAAUGAUGGGUCCCUUUGGACCCCAGGAUCAGAGAUUCCAGCUCCCGGGGAACAUAGGAUUUGAUUGCCACCUGAACGGAACAGCUACCGCGAGGAAAACUCCGGCCCAUAAAACCUUGCCUGACGUUCUAGCGGAACCCUCAUCGAACGAGAGGCACGAGUUUGUGAUGGCACAGUGCAUAAUUGAAUUUCAGGGUAGCGAAACGCCUCUUCAGCUACAGGAAAUUAGCAGUGCUGAAACGUAUUUUGAGAACGCCAAAGUAGAAUGUGCAAUACAAACAUGCCCAGAGCUACUGAGACGAGAUUUUGAAGCAAUGUUCCCGGAGGCAGCGACCAAUAAGCUCAUGGUACUUACGGUAACUCAGAAAACCAAGAACGACAUGACGACUUGGAGCGAAGAGGUGGAGAGUGAGAGGGAGAUGCUGUUGGAAAAGUUCAUAAAUGGUGCUAAGGAAAUUUGCUAUGCGCUUCGUACUGAAGGCUAUUGGGCUGACUUCAUUGAUCCAUCUUCUGGCUUGGCAUUCUUCGGGCCGUACACCAACACCACCCUCUUCGAGACGGACGAGCGUUACCGGCACUUGGGGUUCUCCGUCGACGACCUCGGCUGCUGCAAAGUGAUCCGCCACGGCCUCUGGGGGACCCACGUGCUCGUCGGCAGCAUCUUCACCAACGCGGCCCCCGACAGCCAGGUCAUGAAGAAGCUGAGCGGGAAGUAGCCAAGCUGCUCGGGUCCGAGAAGGCCGCCGGCCGCCUCAUCUGUACUUGACAAUUUAGCUAUAAACCCCAUCGAGAGAC
Molecule: messenger RNA, 1114 nt
Organism: Tachyglossus aculeatus (Australian echidna)
Lineage: Eukaryota; Metazoa; Chordata; Mammalia; Monotremata; Tachyglossidae
Gene: MMADHC
Product: metabolism of cobalamin associated D
Exons: 8
Coding region: 142-1035 (297 amino acids)
Biological process (GO): cobalamin metabolic process
Cellular component (GO): mitochondrion
Source: RefSeq, a predicted model, not a curated record